GAUGGAACAGAAUACGUUUGAUCUCCAAACACCUAACAUAACAUAAAACAGAACAGAAGAGCGAGUGACAAGAGUGAGAGCGAAAAUGGAACGAAAGAACAUGGAACGAAAGAACAAGAGUGGAAAAGAAGAGAACAAGGAGAACACAAACCAAACCUGAAGAGCGAGUGGCAAGAAUGGCCGACCUCCUGCCUGAGUUCGAGCAACAGUUUGCCACGAUUACAGCUGACAUAACGUCCAAAAUCUGCCACAUUUCGUCCAGGGAAGGAGCUGAGAAGAGAACUCUAAUACAUGAUGUGGAGAAACUGGUUGAAGAAGCAAAAGAGGUGCUGGAGAGGAUGGAACUGGAGGUGCGAGACCUUGAGCCACAGCAGAGAGAGAGAUCUGGGGGCCGUAUUAAGAGCUACCAAGUCGAACUGAAACGCUUGGAAGGGGAGUUUGUACGUUCUAGGUCAUCCUCAAAUGAAGCUAGCAUGAGAUCAGAGCUCCUGGAGAGUGGGCAUGCAGGCCUUAGCACAGGAGAGGAACAGCGGCAGGCUCUUUUGGACAACGGAGAUGUCUUAGAACGCACGUCUAUGAAUCUAACGCAGGGUCACAAAAUAGCUCUGGAAACUGAACAUAUUGGAGCACAAAUUCUUAAUGACCUUCACAGCCAAAGACAAACCAUUAGUCGUGCUAGAGAGCGGCUGCGAGAAACGGAUACUGACCUGGACCAGAGUUCCCGCGUGCUCAAUACAAUGCUACGGAGAGUGUUACAGAACAGAUUCAUCCUUAUUGCUGUAUUUGUUGUCCUCUUUAUUGUUAUAGUCAUUGCUAUAUAUGUAUCUUUUACUAGAGACUGAUAGCUCCUUGUUUAUUAUCAAAGAUGUUCCCACUAUAAUUUUAUGUAAACUCAUAUUGUAUUUUUCAAAAAUAUAUAUUAUACUCUUAAAAGUUAAUUUAUUACAAUCUUUUAAUGACAUGGUCACUAGAACGAAUUAUGGAAAUGGUGCAUUUAUAUUACAGAUCAUUAGAUGUUUAAGAGUGUCAAUAAAUAGUUAAUUUAU
Messenger RNA from Penaeus monodon (black tiger shrimp), 1046 nucleotides. It is a transcript of the gene Vti1a, whose product is annotated as vesicle transport through interaction with t-SNAREs homolog 1A-like. Gene Ontology annotation, cellular component: Golgi apparatus; SNARE complex; endoplasmic reticulum membrane. Gene Ontology annotation, molecular function: SNAP receptor activity; SNARE binding. Gene Ontology annotation, biological process: intra-Golgi vesicle-mediated transport; vesicle fusion with Golgi apparatus; intracellular protein transport. The record is from RefSeq and is a predicted model, not a curated record. NCBI's taxonomy places the organism in Eukaryota, Metazoa, Arthropoda, Malacostraca, Decapoda, Penaeidae.